Eimeria acervulina is the source of this 1161-nucleotide messenger RNA. RefSeq lists its product as hypothetical. The transcript is spliced from 3 exons. The record is from RefSeq and is a predicted model, not a curated record. NCBI's taxonomy places the organism in Eukaryota, Apicomplexa, Conoidasida, Eucoccidiorida, Eimeriidae. The coding region runs from base 1 to 1161 and encodes 386 amino acids.
AUGGUCUGUACAGCUGAGGGAAGAGAUGGGGAGGGGGCCCCCCAAGGGGCCCAGGGGCCCCCUAGCGACGUGCUGCUGCAGCAACAAGCCUCUGCUGCUGCAGCACCUGCUGCAGCACCUGCUGCAGCACCUGCUGCAGCAGCAGUACCUGCAGCAGCAGCAGCAGCAACAGCAGCAGCACCUGUAAAAAGAGACGCCUCUAAUGCGGAAGAGGUCGCACCCGCUGAGAAGAAGCAAAAGACAUCAGAGGAGUCGCAGGCACCAUCCCCUCCAGCAGCAGCAGCAGCAGCAGAGCAGCAACAGCAGCAGCAGCAGCAGCCCCCGCUGGCGGAGACCUUGAAGCCGCUCGGGUGCUUGCCGACCUCUGCUGCUGGGGGCCCCUCAGUCGUUGCUGCAGCAACAAGCCAGCAGCAGGAGCAGCAGCAGGAGCAGCAAACAGAUAAAGCUGCAUUACCCCCUGGAGUUGUGCAGCUGGGGCCCUUCGAGCGUAACGCGCAUGCAUCAGCAGCUGUGUCGCGGUCUGCUAUACAUGUAGAGUCUCUAACACCUCAAAAUUUAGCAGCAGUGCUGGAGGAGAGAGAAGCAGCUAAUCAGCAGACAGCAGCAGAACCUUACUCUGCUGCUGCUGCUGCUGCUGCUGAUGCUGAUGCUGCUGAUGCGCCUGGGGAUAGGCCGCCCGUCGCCCUAGACCCCCAGAGAGUUAAACAACGCAAAGAAGAAGCACUUUUAGAAGCAGCAAAUGCAGCAGCAGCAACCCCGACGCUUCCGAGCUGCAGCAGCUGGUUUAAAGAGAGAGAAAUAAAUGCACUAGAAAAAGACAUACUCCCCUCGCUCUUCGCUGGUAAGAGCAGCAGCAGCAGCAGCAGCAGCAGCAGAAGCAGCAGCAGCAGCAGCAGCAGCAGCAGAAGCAGAAGCACCAGCAGCAGCAGCAGCAGAAGCAGAAGCAGAAGCACCAGCAGUAGCAGUAGUAGUAGUUGUUGUUGUUGGUGUUGUAGCAGCAGCAGCAAGGGUAGCAUUAAACAGCAGCAGCAAGUAGCAGCGGGAGUGAAGGCAGCAACAGCAGCGGCAGCAGAAAAAGCAGCAGCAGCAGCAGCAAUAGCAGCAGGAUCAGCAUGGGCAGAAAAAGCAUCAGCAUCAGCAGCAGCAGCAAAAGCAGCAUGA